Lottia gigantea (owl limpet) is the source of this 2550-nucleotide messenger RNA. RefSeq lists its product as hypothetical. The record is from RefSeq and is a predicted model, not a curated record. The coding region runs from base 1 to 2550 and encodes 849 amino acids. Gene Ontology annotation, cellular component: urease complex. The transcript is spliced from 23 exons. Gene Ontology annotation, molecular function: nickel cation binding; urease activity. NCBI's taxonomy places the organism in Eukaryota, Metazoa, Mollusca, Gastropoda, Lottiidae. Gene Ontology annotation, biological process: urea catabolic process.
AUGAAAUUAUCACCACGAGAACAGGAAGGCCUCCUUGUUUAUCAGGCUGGUAGUGUGGCCCAGAGACGUCUUGCACGGGGUGUCAGGUUAAAUCACCCUGAAACUGUCGCUCUGAUUGCUUUACAACUGCAAGAGCUAGCAAGAGAUGGUCUUUCGGUGUCUGAAUUAAUGGAUCUAGGGAGAAGAAUGCUUGGUCGUAACCAGAUAAUGCCUGGUGUUGGUGACAUGUUGAAUGAGAUCCAGGUUGAAGCUACUUUUCCUGAUGGCACAAAAUUGGUGACUGUUCAUGCACCAAUUUGUGCCGAUGACGGUGAUAUGGAUUUAGCUUUCUAUGGUAGCUUCCUACCAAUACCUGAUUUAAACGUAUUUAGUCCAGAUUCUAAGGUAUUUUUAAUCAUUCCUGGUGAAAUCAUGCCGCAAAAAGGGGAGAUAACUAUAAAUAAAGGUAGACAACUCAAAUCUCUGAGAGUUACCAGUGUUUGUGAUAGACCAAUUCAGGUGGGAUCUCACUAUCAUUUUAUAGAAGUCAAUAAAUAUUUAACUUUUGAUAGAAGACAAUCAUAUGGAAUGAGAUUGAAUAUUCCGGCUGGAACCGCUGUGAGAUUUGAACCUGGUGAUACCAAAACUGUAUGUCUAACGUCCAUAGCGGGUAACAGAAUAAUAAGAGGAGGAAAUAGUCUGUGCGAUGGACCAGUGAAGGAAGAACGUGUUGUACCAAUAAUGAAUAAAAUAGCACAGAAGGAGUUUGGUCACAAGGAUCAGGUAUUGGAUUGGUUCUCUGAAGUUCUUGCCACUAAACCAGCCACCAUUUCAAGAACUAUUUAUGCUCAUACAUAUGGUCCCACCACAGGUGAUAAGGUGCGUCUAGGAGACACCAGUUUGAUAAUUGAAGUAGAGAAAGACCAUACAGUGUAUGGUGAAGAAUUAACAUUUGGUGGUGGGAAGGUAUUGCGUGAAGGUAUGGGACAGGCGGCUAAUAGACCGUGUCUAGAGGUACUGGAUACUGUAAUAUCCAAUGCAUUGAUAGUAGAUGCUGUGACUGGUAUAAUCAAAGCUGAUGUAGGAAUUAAGAAUGGUAAAAUCGUAGGAAUUGGUAAAUCUGGAAAUCCUGACAUUAUGGACGGCGUUGACAAGAAUCUGAUUGUCGGUGCUGGUACAGAGGCUAUAGCUGGUGAAGGUCUGAUAUUAACAGCUGGAGGUAUUGAUGCUCAUGUCCAUUUUAUUUGUCCACAACUGAUUCGGGAGGCAAUCGCGUCUGGUUUAACUACAUUGCUUGGUGGAGGCACGGGACCUGCAACCGGUACUAAUGCUACAACAUGUACACCAGGACCUAAUCAUAUCAAACAAAUGUUACAGAGUACUGAUGCUUUCCCGAUGAAUUUUGGGUUUACUGGUAAGGGUAAUACAUCAGCUCCAGAUCAAGCUGUAGAUUUAAGAGAUCAAAUAUUAGCUGGGGCUGUAGGAUUAAAAUUACACGAAGAUUGGGGUUCUACACCAUCAGCUAUUGAUACGGCUUUAAGAACGGCUGAGGAAUAUGAUGUUCAGGUAAUGUUGCAUACGGAUACCCUCAAUGAGUCAUCUUGUGUAGAACAGACUAUAGAAUCUCUUCAAGGACGUACUAUCCAUGCUUACCAUUCUGAAGGUGCUGGAGGAGGACAUGCACCAGAUAUAAUUAAAGUGUGUGGUGUAAUGAAUGUGUUACCAUCUUCUACCAAUCCAACAAGACCAUAUACAUCCAACACCAUUGACGAGCAUUUAGAUAUGUUGAUGGUGUGUCACCAUUUAAACAAAAAUCUGAAAGAAGACGUUGCCUUUGCCGAAAGUCGUAUUAGAGCUGAAACUAUAGCAGCUGAAGAUAUUUUACAUGAUAUGGGUGCAAUAAGUAUGAUGGCUUCUGAUUCACAGGCCAUGGGUAGAAUUGGUGAAGUUAUAACACGCAAUUGGCAAACAGCUGAUAAGAUGAAGUUAUUUAGAGGUCAACUUCCGGAAGAAACAGGAGAAAAUGACAAUGAACGUGUUAAACGAUACGUAGCCAAAUACACUAUUAACCCUGCUUUAGCUCAUGGUUUUAGUCACAUCGUUGGAUCAGUUGAGGUUGGUAAACUAGCAGAUUUGGUGUUAUGGAACCCAGCAUUUUUUGGUGCCAAACCAAACAUGAUAAUCAAAGGAGGACAGAUAGCAUGGGCACAAAUGGGAAUGCCAAACGCAUCUAUACCUACACCAGAACCAGUUAAACAAAGAAAAAUGUUCGGAGCGUAUGGAAAAUCUGUCGGUGCUCAUUCUGUUGUAUUCGUUUCAAAGGCGUCGUUAGAAACUGGCUAUGUACAUGAUUAUGGUUUAAGUAAAUCUAUUGUAGCUGUGAAAUCAUGUAGAACUGUCAACAAGACCAGUAUGAUAAGGAAUAAUUAUUGUCCAAAUAUUGAAGUUAAUCCACAAACGUAUAAAGUUCAACUACUCCAUGAUGAAGACGAUGGCAGUGUCAAACCGGAAGUUCUUGAGUGUCCAGCGUCCAGUAGGUUAUCCCUGGCACAGAGGUACUUCCUGUUUUAA